AAUACCCUAAAUAUGGUCGAGAGAGUAUCAGCAGAAAAUAUUCUCCCUGAUGAAAAUCGGGUGAAAUCACUUGUCAAAAAGUUGCACUACAUUUUUAAGCAAUUACAACGGUAUAUAUUAACGAUAUUUUAUGAACGAAUUCUUAUUUAACUGGAUUCUAAUUUUGCAAUUUUUGAUAUUUUUAAUUCUUAGCCAAUUAUUUCAAGGAUCAUAUAUCCUUCGUCACGAGAAAGGUGAAGCUUAUGCUGUAGUUUAUAAGAGCGUUGAAACUGCUGAAAACUACUCACUUACCAGCUCAAAGCUUACUGAGAUUGACCGUGAAACAAUAUCAUUUGUGCCAUUAGUAUGGAAAGGUCUACAAGCUCAGAUUAGAAAUACAUUUCCUUUUAGAACUGAGCAAACUCGAGGCCCACCCCAAAAAAAAUCAAAAAAGAAGUUCAACGUACCAAGCGAAAAAUCAAAAUCAAGGUCAAAAUCAAAAUCGAAAUCAAAAUCAAAGAAAAGUAACGAAUGUGAUGAUCUGCAAUAUAUUGCAGAUCAUAUAAUCAAGCCGAAGAUUUAUGAUUUGGAUAAUAUGGAAGAAUCGAGUGGUUCUUCCGCACCUGAUUUCGCCACAUUAUUAAAUAAUUUUAAAAAAUAAAAAUCAUUUACGUCAUAAAAAAUUAGUGUUAUUUUACAAUGUGACAAUGUGACAGUUUCGAAUUUUGGUCAUGUGAUAAGUGACACAAAAUUUUUUACCAAUCAUGCAAGUU
Molecule: messenger RNA, 752 nt
Organism: Rhizophagus irregularis DAOM 181602=DAOM 197198
Lineage: Eukaryota; Fungi; Glomeromycota; Glomeromycetes; Glomerales; Glomeraceae
Source: RefSeq, a predicted model, not a curated record